AGGUGACUGUGUGUGGAUGGAUGUAGAUCUGGCUAUUUCGGCAGAGACUGUGAGCCGUGUGACCGCUGCAAGAACCAAACCUGUGGCCCAUACAAACGGUACCUGUGUGGAAGGAUGUAGACCUGGGUAUUUUGGGGACCUUUGUAAUAAUAGCUGUGAGGUUUGCCGUGACGGGAUCUGUGAUCAGAAGACCGGCGCGUGUAUCAACGGAUGUGACGUCAGUGAAGGUGCAUGUGAACGUUCCUGUACCAGCAACUGCUCCAUGGACUAUUGUCUUAAUGCGCCGACAUGUGAUGCAGAUUCCAAGGUGAAUGUUAUCAACAUCGGACUCCCAACAGGUUGUGUUGCGUUCCUUCUGGCUCUCCUGGUGUCACACUACAUCUGCUACAGGAAGGGUCAUGCUGCAAGAAGGCAGAUCACUGCAGCUGACGAGGAACAGGCUGCAGCUGACGAGGAACAGGCUGCAGCUGACGAGGAACAGGCUGCAGCUGACGAGGAACAGGCUCCUUCUGACGACUACCAGUUCUACUGUGAAAUAGAAGUGAACAUGGGCGUCAACCCGCAGAUACAACCUGUCAGCCAUAGCCACCUUGAAGAAGAGCUGAAUCUCGACAUGCCGGUCAUAGCGGAUGUGUUCCCAGCAGCUCCGGCCAUUGUACACAGAGAUGGUGAUACGUCACCAGAGAGUCCAGCCUCAUCAACGUCCCGAUCGUACACCCACCUGAUCCCUGACGUCGUCACUGAUGACCUGACACCAGGGGAUGCUUACCUGUCCCCAGUGGAAGACGUGGUCCUACCGCCAGAAUGACCUGACACCAGGACGGACCCGGAGGGCACGCCAUCUAUACGGCAAACUACAUCACGGAACUCUCAACAUAUCUACAGCGACAUUAAAGAAGAAGACAUGGGCCAAGUCAUAGUGUUUCUGUAGUUGACGGCCAAGAUAUCAAUAGAACACAUGACUUGCUGACCAUGCAUUGUUUACAGACGAUAUGAAAACUAUUGAGUUUAUGUUGUAACCCUGACACAAACAUUUUAAUGACCACCUCAGUCAGUGGGGUGGCUACCUUACAGUAGUGGAAUUGUGGAAUAAACUUUGUCUGUGAAGGAAAACCAAACGCAGUGGCCGUCAAACCCACGUGUACGGCAGAUCAAGGAAUACGGUGUGGAUACAAUAGUGAGAGUCUCAACAAGGACUGGCAGUUCCUGAAUGGUUAAGGAACCGAAUUAUGUUCUGUGAAUAGCGGUACAUAAACCACGAUAUCACGAUACGAUUCUAAAAUAGAUUUGUAAGUUUAGUAAUAUUUCAAGUUGACGAUAAGAUUAUUUUUGCGGAAAACUCUGAACCGGGUCCUCUACCAUUAUUUGAAGGAAGACGAAUGGCCACAUGACUCAAAACCGGAGCGUAUUAUGAUUCAAGAUCCAAGGCCAUGGAUUUUGGGGAAACCAAGGGACACGUAGAUUCGUAAAACGAUACGGCGAUAGUUAGUCACUCUUGCCUGCAACACAUUUGAUACUUAUACAUUGAAUACUUCGCAUUGUAAAUACUUAUAUUUUGAUGUUACACUGAAUGUUGUUUUAAUAAAUUUCAUAAUCGAUAUUGCUA
This is a messenger RNA of Haliotis rubra (blacklip abalone), 1606 nucleotides long. Its product is annotated as scavenger receptor class F member 1-like. The transcript has 4 exons. The record is from RefSeq and is a predicted model, not a curated record. Bases 17 to 808 code for a protein of 263 amino acids. Lineage: Eukaryota; Metazoa; Mollusca; Gastropoda; Lepetellida; Haliotidae.